AUGAACCAACAGAGAGAAAUAAGCCACUCCGAAAAGCAUACCGUCGAACCAACCCAGACCCUUUCAGCCGCUUUACCCCAUUACCAUUAUCCCGCCCUGAAGAGCCUUGGCACAGUCCGGGUCCUCUCGUUAGAACCCGGCCAGCCUGAAAGUCCACUACGGGGAACUCUGGAGGAAGCUCACGCCAGCUCUCUCAAAGACUACGAAGCACUAUCAUACGUCUGGGCAGAUCCAGGUCCAUCUGAUCGACCACAUGAGAUCAUCAUCCGUGAAAAUAAUCAAGACGCUCUGCUGCCACUAAGAGGAGGUUCCAUCUUUGCAGCGUUGCUCCAGAUUCGACUUCCGGAUCAGCAGAGGCGAGUUUGGGCUGAUCAGUGCUGCAUCAACCAAGAUGAUCUUGAUGAGAGAAGUCAUCAAGUCCAUUCUAUGGGUAAGAUUUAUGAAAACGCGACCAGGAUCUUGGUAUGGCUUGGCUUAGACACCAACAACGAAGCAGAGUCGGCUUUCAAUUUGAUUCAUAAGCUUGACGAGGCUCUCAGCGCUGAUGACUCACAACCCCAUCACUUCAUAUCAAAGAAUCUAGAGAGACAAAUACGGCAGCACGAUAAGGUACUACAAGCUUUGACAAGCCGCCCAUGGUUCAAGAGAGGUUGGGUUGUACAAGAGAUUGGAACAGAAACUCCCGCAACGAUGAUCUGGGGAAAUCAUAGCAUCGACUGGACUACUCUGGCCAGAACUUACAUCAGCAUCGCCACAAGGAUAUUGCGAGAUCGCCCAGAGGCGGCGUGCAUUACUCUUGCGGCAGUGCAGCAUCCUCAGAGCAGUCUACUUUCUCAUCGCGAGGAUGUCAAGCUUCGGAACAAUAUGAAGCUGCCUUCGUGGGUACCCGACUGGAGAUGGUCUGAGGGAAUCAUUCUAGCUGAGCCCAUAUGCCCCCACCGAGCUCAUGGUAACUCUACCGUCAAGAUGAACAUCCUCGAGAAUGACAGGAUACUACAGAUAUACGGUAUCCGUAUUGAUACCAUUGAUGAAUGUUCCAGGCCAAUGCUCUCAAGCGACUUUUACGGAAAAGCCGAUCUAGUAGAACACUUCUGGCAGGAAAUAUGUCGGAGCACAAGCUUCAAUCUUGUUGAUAAAUACUUGAAUGGAGACUCUGCUUUCUUUGCGCUGAUGCAAACACUCAGUAACGGGUGUGUUCAAGCAACGGGCCACGAAUGUAAACAAUAUGAUUCUGUUCCUGAACAGGUAUGGUUACAAAUGGCAGCAAAGUUCAUAGUGGAAGCGCUCGAUAGCUCUGCAGUAUCGGAAGACAUCUUGGAACAAGCAGAAAACAUACAGAACGAAAAGGAACAUGAUAAAUGGAGUCGAUGGGCAACUUCUGCAUCAGACGGACGAGUAUUUGCGCGGAGCAAGAAGGGAUAUUAUGUGUUAGGGCCAUCUGCGUUACAAGCCGGUGACAUAAUUUGCGUUUUAUUUGGUUGCAAGGUCCCAUUCUGUCUGCGCCGCGUUGAGGAAAGGUAUUUACUGGUGGGUGAGUGCUACGUUCAUGGAUUGAUGAAGGGAGAGGCCAUGCGUAUGCCGGCCGAGGGCGAAGUCGAAGAGCAGGUUUUCAGUCUCGUGUAG
Molecule: messenger RNA, 1623 nt
Organism: Fusarium subglutinans
Lineage: Eukaryota; Fungi; Ascomycota; Sordariomycetes; Hypocreales; Nectriaceae
Product: heterokaryon incompatibility het-6
Exons: 3
Coding region: 1-1623 (540 amino acids)
Source: RefSeq, a predicted model, not a curated record